CCUAUUAUUCUUGCAAGGCUGGUUUGCAGUGACGAACUGAAGUUUGAGGUACAGACUGUGACUGCUGGACAAAAUGUGACCCUAAGCUGUCCUCGCCAGACCUCCGCUCUCUACCGAGAAACUUUUUACUGGAUCCGACUUGUUUCUGGAAACUGGCCUGAAUUUCUUGGAGCAACAGUUAAUUUCAAGAUUGACGACGUUUCAAAGAUUCCUCACAUUCAGACCAAACAGGAGGAAGGACAAUUUCAUCUUCAUAUUAAUGAAGCUAAGCGAAACGACUCUGGACUUUACUACUGUAUUAAAGUCAAACAACUUGAGUUCAUAUUUAUGAAAGGAGCAUUUUUGAAAAUAAGAGGUCAGGAAUCAGAUAUUAUUGAUGUCAUUCUGGACCGUCCAUCUGGCUCAGUUAAUGCAGAAAACUCAGACACUCUGCAGUGUUCAGUUCUCUCUGAUUCCGAGAAGAAAACAUGUCCAGCAGAUAACAGAGUUUACUGGUUCAAAGCUGGAUCAGAUCAUUCUCAUCCCAGUUUGCUUUAUCUACAAGAAAACAGUGGAGAUGAGUGUGAAAACAGUCCUGAAGCUCAAACUGCACAAAAAUGUUUCUACAACUUUUCUGGGACCUCUGACAGUGGGAUUCAUCACUGCGCUGUGGCUGCAUGUGGAAAGAUAUUAUUUGGAAACGAAGCAAAACUUUCGGGUGCCAACUCUAUGGAUUUUUCCAAAAUCUUUCUUCCUUUAUUGUGCUCGGCUUUGGUCAUAAGUCUUGUUGUAAUAUCUUGGCUAAUUUAUAAAAUCAAGAAGAAAAAGUGUGGCUGUUGCAAUGGUCCAGCAACAAGUGGUGGUGAUAACCAAAAUCAGAGUGAAGAAAAAAAUUUGGUUUAUUCUGCACCGACAUUCAACAAGAGCAAAGUUAAAAAAGGAGAAAGAAGGAAUGUAAGAACAGCGCAAGAGGAGACGGUCUACACUGACGUUAAAACAUUUAGAUAGAUUUAAUUUACUCUAACAUGAUGAAUUAGUUGUUGUUUCUCAUUCUUAAAACCAACAAAACAAAUAUUCAUUAAUAAAUUUGUAUUUUGUAUAAUUUAUAUACUAAGUUGCAAGCUGAUGUAGGUCGAUUGUUUAUUUUUAAUUUAGGAUUUUUAAAAUGAAGUCCUAAAUCGCAUUUACUUUUGUAAAAAAAAUUGUAUUGAGUCCAUCAGAAGUUAUAGAAAAAUCAGAUUCAUAUAAAAAAAUCUUUGUCUAAUUUUCAGCUGCUUUUAGGAGUAUUUUUUUUUCUUGUGUAUUUCCCCCUCGGUUUUUCACAAAACAUCUAAAUUAAUUGAAAACUGAUUUGGCCUCAUCUCCAAAUUCCUCUUAAAUAAAUCAGUUUUUUUCAGCGUUUACAAUUCGUGCUGAACUGUGACAUCAUUGUAUCAUUUUAUUGAUUCUAUUCUUGUCAUACAUUUUUAUUCUUUUCCGUUUCAGUGGUUCAUUCGUUUUCAUUAUCCUUUCCUAUAUAGUUAGAUGAG
Messenger RNA from Poecilia reticulata (guppy), 1508 nucleotides. The record is from RefSeq and is a predicted model, not a curated record. NCBI's taxonomy places the organism in Eukaryota, Metazoa, Chordata, Actinopteri, Cyprinodontiformes, Poeciliidae.